Prorocentrum cordatum is the source of this 4539-nucleotide messenger RNA. NCBI's taxonomy places the organism in Eukaryota, Dinophyceae, Prorocentrales, Prorocentraceae. The record is from the annotation of a GenBank genome assembly.
AUGACAAGUGACGCUGGGGAGUAUCUUGCUCAACAGUAUCGCGAUUUUGAACUACCUCCUGGCUAUUCUGAAUCUCCCCAGAGAUGCGAGGCAGCCCUCGCAGAGUUGCUCGCAUCGGCGCCUGGGUGCUCUGGAGAGUCUCGGGUAAGACCCUACAACAAGGAGCUCGUCUCCUGGCCGAAGCACGUGGCCCCCGUCCCGACGGCCGACCUCGUGUCUGAAGCUGAUCGUUCUAUGUUGUUAGGGUGGAGGCAUCAAAUGCUACGUGACCCUGCUGAUGCAGCUGCUCUCAGGAAGGACUCGGGACUGGGGUCGCCCUAUGUGGUCCCACGCCUUCGGUUUCGGCCUCGGGAGUACGCUGAUUUUCUGCUACGCCUGGACCAGGCUGGCAUGCUUGAGUGGGAUGUCGCCGAUCGUCGGGCUACCUUUUUUAUUGGCUUUUUCUUCGUCGAGAAGUCCAACGGCGGCUCCGUGCUGGUGGACGGCGCCGCCGUCCCUCCGCUGCGGAAGGACUCCGACGUCAUCGGCGCAGGUUACGUUGACAACUUUGCCACCGUGUCCCUUGACCCCGAGGUGGCCACUUCGGCCUGCCAGGCCAUGCGCGACGUGCUCGUGUCGAGGGGCCUGCCCGUCGACGAGUUCGCCCCCGCUGCCAAGCGCGUGGUCUUCAUUGGCUUGGACAUCCUCGGCGACGUCGGCGUCGUCCGCUGUAAGAUCGACAGGCUCUGCCGGUUGCGUCAAGCCUUGUUCGGUCUACUGAGACGCGGCUUUGCAUCGCCCUUGGCCUUGUCAGCAGUGGUGGGUCACUGCGCGUGGGGUAUGAUCACCAACAGACCCAUGCUGUCGGUCUUCAACUCAGUCUACCGCUUCAUGGGCCUGGGCUCGCGAGUGGGCGCGCCGCUGUGGCCGUCGGUUAUCGCCGAGCUGCGCGCGGCGGCCGCCCUCCUACCGCUAUGGUGGGCCGACGUCAGAGCACAGUGGUCGGCGACUACCUGCUGCAGCGACGCCCCCCCCUACGGCAUCGGGGUCUGCCGCAAGACCGUCGACCGGGAGGUGGCCGCGGCCGCUGGGCGCUUGUCUGAGAGAUGGCGCUAUCGGUUCUCCGACGCCGUGCACGCCCGUGCCUCCGCGACCCUCUACGCCGACUAUGUGCCCUGUCGGACCAGGUCCCAUCCUGGGCCCGUGCUGAUCGCACGAGGGGCCCUGUCGGUGCUGGAGUCGGCCGCCGCGUCGGACACGACCAUGGCCAACUACUGGGAUGCCGCAAAGAAGUUCGAGGAGUGGUGCCGCUCGACGCCCCAGACGUUCGCCGCGACGGAGGAGGUCGGUGUCAUCCUAGCUACCUACUUCGUGAACCGCUUUCUGGACGGCUUCGGCAGUGCCACGGGCCGUGUGCUCAUGCCCGCUCUGAAGCACUACCUACCCGCGAUCCUUGCUGGCAGCGACCCGUGCCCACGGGCGGCUCGCGCCUUGACAGCGGCGAUGGCAUCCGUCGUGGGCGUCCUGAUAGCGUGGAAGCUCUUCGACGCGACUCUGUUCAUCGGGCUGAUGUUCGACGCCUACCUGAGGCCAAGCGAGGCCCACCGCCUUACGGUGAGGAGCGUGAUACGACCUCGACCCGUACACGACGAGGGCCCGACCGACGACCUUUGGGCCCUCUCCCCCGACGCGGUGCGGGGCAUGUUCCGUCGAGCAGCAGCCGCCCUCGGUCUGGAGAUCGAGUUCAUUCUCUACUCGCUUCGUCAUGGGGGUGCGUCCGACGACCUGCUGUCGCUCAGGCGCACGACGAACGAGGUCAAGGACGGCGGCCACUGGAUGACGGGCCAGAUCCCUCUCUGCUUCGUGAAGCGGGCCCGCAUGCAGCAGCGGAUCGUCAACCUAGGCCAGACCGUCGUCAAGUUCAACGAGCAGGUGGACUGGCAGAAGAACGACCUCAUCCUCCUGACCGCGGCCUCGAGCGUCUUCCCACGGCAGGUGCCGCUGGCAGUGACGCCGACGCCGCCUGCGGCGGGGGUGUCGAGCGCGGCGGCGCCGCUCGCGUGCGGCGGGUUGGCCCAGCGCGUGACGGUGUCCCCGCCGCCCGCCCCGAGCUGGCCGCACGCCGCCGGCCCCUCUGCGGCACACGGCGCUCUCGGCGGCGCCCCGCGCGGCUCCUGCGCCGCGCCUGGCUCGCCUUGCGGAGCGCUCGGCGCUGUACCGUCGCCCCCUGGAGCCAGGCAGCUGCCAGCGACGGCGCACCCGAGGCACGCCGGGGCGCCCCGCCAGUCCUCGCCAGCUUCGCCCGUCGGCGCCCGGCCCGCGCUCGAGCCUGCCAUGUUCGCCGCAGGCCUCCAGAGUGUCGCGGCGGAGUGCCGCCAGCGGGACAUCCUGGCGUGGCACGGCGCGGUGGAUGAGGCCUCCUCGCACGUGGCCGCCGCCGUGGUCGCGCAGUGCCGGCGGGCGGCGGACCUGGGCUCCUUCGGGUACAACGUGGCCAUCGCGGAGCUGAUGCGCGGGCACCCUUUGCUUGACCGGUUCAUGGGGCAGGCGCUCGACUCCGCCGACGACCCGGUGCUCCGAGGCUGCGCCUUCAGCAUGCGGCCCGAGAUGCUGCAGGCACCGAACCACGUGCAGUUCGGCUUGAGCAUCCUUUGCGGCGCAGUGGCGCCUGGCGUGGUCGCCUCGCUGGGCGCGGAGGGCCUCGAGGUGGACACAGUCCACGGGCGGAGCCGGUGCAACUUCGGGGCGCCACCACUGCUCCGGAUCAGGUGGCGCAGCGGGGCGGACCCCGAGGAGGCGGCGGGCGCCGCCGCGCCCGAGACCGCCCGGCGCGGGGCCCUCGCCGCUGUGCUGCGCCGCCAGGCCGCGGCUGCUCGGCGGCGGUGCGCGGCGGCCUGGGAGGCCGCCCUGGGCGAGGCCGUGGGCGACGUCGUGCGGGUCGUGAAGGCCUUGUGCGAGCAGGUGGCAGGGCGCGGCGGCUUCGAGUGCGAGGUCGACGUGUCCCCAGCAGUGCUGGAGCACAGCCUGUGCCGCAAGUUUGACGGCCACACUGUCCACAGCGUCGCGGACGACGACGUCGUCCUGGGGUACCUCUUCAGCUUGUUGCCUGAGGCCGCUGGGGCCCACUCCCAUGCGCAGCUGCAUCCUGGCCUGCUGCUGGACCCAGUGAGCGAGCGCGCCCGCGUGGCGCUGGCCAGAGAUGGCAUCUCGGCCGAAGUCUUCAAUCGCUCGUGCCUGCACCUGUCGUGGCCCCCUCCAGGCGGCGCCUCUCCGAUGGCCGUGGCCUCCGCAGAGGUGUGGCCCGCGCCGCCACCCGCUUCGCCGCAUGCGUCGCCCGCCUUCGGCGCUGAGCCCACGGACCCCGCCCCGUUCGACUCCACGCAGGCGUGGCCCGCGGCCGCUGGGCCCGCGGCGGCGGCGCCGCCGCCGCAGGACGAGCCGGCCGCCCCGGAGGCCGAGUCGACGCCCCCGCCCUCUGGGCGCGCGGGCGCUCCCGCGGAGGCCCUGUCGCCUGCCCCGCCGCGCAUGCCGCCCAGACCCCGCCGGGCCCACCGCCCGCCCCUGCCAGGCCGCACUCCUGCAGAACGCGCGGGGGCCGCGGCCACGGAGCCACCCGCAGGCGCCGCCGCACAGGGCCCAGCUGCCGCGGGGAGCGUCCCCGCGGCCGCUCCCCAGCUGCCGCCGCCACGCGUCCAGCCAGACUGGCCGCUGGAGGCCGAGCUGUCGCCUGUCGCCGAGGCGGCCGAGCUGCCGAGCUGGCUGCUGCUCUCCCCCUCGCCGCUGGCGCUGCCGCCGCCGCCGCCACCUCCGCCGGCGCGGCAGGCGGAUUUGUCGCCAGCGCGGGCGUCUGCGCGGACGCCUGCGCCGGCGUGGUCGGCGGUCCUGCCGCAUUUGCCACCUCCACCAGCGGGCUCGUCGCCGAUGGCGCCGCGCCCGUCGCUUGCGGGCCCGCCGCCGUCGCCCUCGGACCCGUCGCCGCGGGCAGCGCUGUGGGAGCCGCCAGGGCUGGCGCCGGUGGCCGCGCAGGGAGUUGCAGCCAUCGCUGCGGCUGGGGCCGCUGGGCUGCGCGGCGGGGCGGUGGUGCACGCACCCGACGCCGUGUACGCACCCGACGCCGCUGCGCACGUCUGGAUGCCGGCACUUCGGCUGGACACCGGGCAUGCCAGGGAGCUGCCAGGUGCAGCGCACGCGGCGUGGCACGCGGAGGCCGCCUUGCCGCCCAGCGAUCACGCCAGCGGGGGCGGCGGCCACCCUGCGCGCGCGGAGGCCGUCGGCGGUGCGCAGGCGGCGGUGGCGCUGGGGCUGGGCGCAGCGGCGGGUGCUACCGAGGUGCCUGCGGCACCGCUGUGCCCCGGAGGUGCUGCCAGCGCAGGGCGCAGGGCGCCCGGGAAUGUCAUCAUGCAGUGCGGCAUCUGCCACGACGAUGGCCCCAUGGAAUCGCUGGCCAGCUGCGGCCACCUCGUCUGCUCCGACUGCCUCGAGCGCGCGCUGGGGCCGCAGCGGAAGUGCCCCUUCUGCCGCUGUCAGGUGUCCGGCUCGCAGCCGCUGUUCGCGCCCUGA